Molecule: messenger RNA, 1146 nt
Organism: Protopterus annectens (West African lungfish)
Lineage: Eukaryota; Metazoa; Chordata; Ceratodontiformes; Protopteridae
Product: melatonin receptor type 1C-like
Exons: 3
Coding region: 1-1146 (381 amino acids)
Biological process (GO): G protein-coupled receptor signaling pathway
Cellular component (GO): membrane
Molecular function (GO): melatonin receptor activity
Source: RefSeq, a predicted model, not a curated record
AUGACAGAUAAAGAGGCAAUUGCCACCAACGCACAGAUCACUACAACUGAGAUGCCAUCGUUCAGCUCUAUGGUGGACAUUCCUUCAUACCAGGGUAUUUCUUCAAGAGCAGUCUCAAUGAACCUGACUAUUACAGAGGUAGUGGAGCAUCACCUGAGGGUCAACAUUAAGACCUUGGUCAACUGUUCCAACAGGCCACUAAAAUUAAUGGUGACAUACUUUAACACUACUGAUUUCUCAAAUAACUUUUCAGAAAGCCUAACUAUCUUACUAACUAGUGUGAUGAUCUUUAUAGCAGUUAUGGAUGUCAUUGGAAAUGCCUUGGUUAUUGCAUCUGUCUUGAAAAACAAGAAAUUGAGAAAUGCCGGAAAUGUCUUUGUGAUUAAUUUAGCAGUUGGAGACCUAAUGGUUGGCUUAUAUACCUACCCCUUAGUUUCUGUUGCCACUCUAUAUAAUAAAUGGAUCGUAGGAGACGCUCAGUGCAAGAUUUCUUCAAUGAUUCACACUUUAAGUUUCUACAUAUCUGUAUACAGCAUCCUGGGUAUUGCAAUCAACCGCUACUGUUGCAUUUGCUACAGCCUCAGUUAUGAUAAAUUUUACAGUAUGAAGAGCACGUGUUGUUAUGUUUUACUAAUUUGGUCAUUCAGCAUCAUUUUGCUCAUACCAGGUAUAGUCUUUGAUGCAUUACAGUAUGAUGAAAGAGUACAUUUCUGUGCUAUAAAAUUUACAGCAAAUCCAACUUUAACAGGGACUCUAGCUGUAUUGCACUUCAUCAUACCUGUGAUUAUUGUAAUUUUCUGCUAUUUAAGGAUCUGGAUCUUGGUCAUCCAAGUCAAGUAUCGUGUUAGACAGGACAGCAAACAGAAAUUAAAACCAGCUGAAGUGCGUAAUUUCAUCACCAUGUUUGCAGUGUUUGUUCUUUUUGCAGUUUGCUGGAGUCCAUUUAGCAUUCCUGCCCUGGUAGUGGGAUUAAAUCCCAAAGGAUUGGCUUCUGAGCUCCCCAGUUGGCUGUACAUAUUUGGGUACUUCACUGCUUCAUUCAACAGCUGUCUGAAUGGUAUUGUUUAUGGUGUCCUUAAUCAAAACUUCAGGCAGGAGUACAAGAGAAUUCUCAUGAUUCUUUUCACUGCUGUAUCUUCAAGGUGA